GGCCCGCCCCGCCAAGCCCCGCCCCUCCGCCCGCUUGGCGCGGGCGCAACCACGGAACCGCUGUCCCCGGGCCAGCCUGGGGCGGCCGGCCCGAAACCACUCGAUAAGAUGGAAUCACUGAAUUCAUCACUUGACUCAGUAAUAGUUUGGAUAAGUUUAGCAAGGAAAGCUAAAAGUAGAUUUUGUUCUGUGGGAAGAAGAAAAAGUUCUGGAAAAUGGGAUGGUGAAGUUGGAGAAAGGCUUCUUUAACCCUCCUCCAGGAUGAACCCCCUGCAAGAAGACAUGGAGAACGCUCUCACAGGGAGUCAGAGCUCUCACGCUUCUUUGCGCGAUGUUCAUUCCAUCAACCCCUCACACCUCAUGGCCAGGAUCGAGUCUUAUGAAGGAAGGGAAAAGAAAGGGAUAUCUGAUGUCAGGAGGACUUUCUGUUUGUUUGUCACCUUUGACCUCUUGUUUGUAACAUUACUCUGGAUAAUAGAGUUAAAUGUGAAUGGAGGCAUUGAGAACACAUUAGAGAAGGAGGUGGUGCAGUAUGACUACUACUCCUCUUAUUUUGAUAUAUUCCUCUUGGCAGUUUUUCGAUUUAAAGUGUUAAUACUUGCAUAUGCUGUAUGCAGACUGCGCCACUGGUGGGCCAUAGCGUUGACAACAGCAGUGACCAGUGCCUUUUUACUCGCAAAAGUGAUCCUCUCAAAGCUUUUCUCCCAAGGGGCUUUUGGCUACGUGCUGCCCAUCAUUUCAUUUCUCCUUGCCUGGAUUGAGACGUGGUUCCUGGAUUUCAAAGUCUUACCUCAAGAGGCAGAAGAGGAAAACAGACUCCUGAUAGUUCAGGAUGCUUCAGAGAGGGCAGCGCUUAUACCUGGUGGUCUUUCAGAUGGUCAGUUUUAUUCUCCUCCUGAAUCUGAAGCAGGAUCUGAAGAAGAAGCUGAAGAAAAACAGGACAGUGAAAAACCACUUUUGGAGCUAUGAGUACUACUUUUGUUAAAUGUGAAAAUUCAUCACUGAAAGUCACUGGAGGAAAAAAAAAAAGACCAGAGCUGGGAUCUUGCUAUCGAAAGUUGAAGGUGACAUCCACUGCUGACUUUAAUGAACAGUUAAUAAAGAAUUUAUUUAUUGUAAUACCUCAUAGACAUUGUACCAGAUCACAUACAUUUAGGACCUGCUUGUGGCUGGUAAGAUAAUGUGAUGAUCCAUCCCGUGUUCAGUGAGACUGAGUCUGAUAUGUUCAUGAAUAGUGGGAGCAAAGUCUUGUGCUAUAUUCCUGAUCAAAAGACUUCUGAAUAUAUUGGAAUAACACUUUUUUAGUAAGCAAAAUAUCUUUUUAUUUGAUCCACAGUUUGGAAUUUUUUGUUUCAUGUCUCAGAUUUCUUUUGUAUUUCUUUUUUAACAUCCAACAUUUCCCUUGUGUUUUUUAACUCACGCUUAUGCGCUCUUUGUACAGUUUUAAAAAGUAAUAAAUACCAACAUAUCAAAAUGGUUCAUUUUAUUUUUCUUGUUUUUCAUUAUGUAUUUGGCAGUAUUGGAAUUACCAGAGGGGGCCAGGAGGGAAUGUAAGUACAUGUAUAGGGUAACCAGACAUUUUUGUAUUAUUUUCAUUAUGCAAUAGCAUCUUUCUUAUCAAAAUAGUGUGAGACUCUUAUUUUGAAUCCACAGUCUGAAAUCAUUGCCAUCAUUCUCCUUGUGUGACUAAUUUGAAUUAAAAUAAACUAAAUUAUAUUGUGAA
This is a messenger RNA of Neogale vison (American mink), 1723 nucleotides long. It is a transcript of the gene STARD3NL, whose product is annotated as STARD3 N-terminal like. The transcript is spliced from 11 exons. Bases 262 to 969 code for a protein of 235 amino acids. The record is from RefSeq and is a predicted model, not a curated record. Lineage: Eukaryota; Metazoa; Chordata; Mammalia; Carnivora; Mustelidae.